UCGAUUCAAUAAGAAUCAUAACACUAUUUUAUAAACAGGGGAUGCGUUAAACUUAUUUUGUUACAUUCAGUAAGUGACAAUUAGAUAAUGUUAGUGUUCGUCUGGUUUCUUUAUUUUGAAGUAUUUUUAUUUAGAACGUGAGUUGGAUUUUUGUACCACCAAUAAAAUUAGAAGAAUACAGUGAAACGAUGGAGUCCGAUAUUCUAAAUUGGGGUAACAAAGAAGUGGAAGAAUUAUUACAUAAAGAGAAUAUUUCCAGCUGUUUAAUAGAAAUAUGUAAAACGCACGAUAUAGACGGACCGUGCCUGCUAUCGUUUGUUGAUCGCGAUUUCCAUACGCAUCCUUUCGAUCAAUUGAAACUUGGUGAAAGAAAAAGAUUUAUUUUACUCGUGAAGAAACUACAAAGACACAAUCGCUCCGCUAUGAUGGAGCUCGGUCUAUGUGAUGACCUAAUAAAUCCAGCUACUAACAUUAAUUUUCUUGGCACUAAUUUGUCACAUUUAAGUUAUGAUCUCCACAAUAAAAUUCCAAAUGAAUUAUCAUUUGCUGGGAAUACCGAAUGUGUAUCAAGCUAUCCUCCCGCUGACAUAAAGGCUUCCAAGUUAAGGCCAGAGGUUUGGAAGACAGCUAUAGCUUUGGGUUAUGUCUUCCUAGUGACUUGGGUAACUGCAGUUGUGAUGGUUAUAGUACAUGAUAAGGUGCCGGACAUGAAGAAAUACCCUCCCCUGCCAGAUUUGUUUUUGGAUAAUGUACCGCACAUUCCAUGGGCUUUUGACAUGUGCGAGAUUACAGGCUCCUUACUUAUGGCAAUAUGGUUGAUAGUGCUAUUUUUCCAUAAACACAGAUUUAUAAUAUUAAGGAGAUUCUUCGCGCUCGCCGGGACGGUAUUCCUGCUGCGUUGCUUCACGAUGCUGAUCACUUCGCUCUCGGUUCCCGGAUCGCAUCUCAAGUGCGAACCUCGUUCGUAUCCACCAGCCGACGAGAUGACAGUGUGGGGCAGACGACUGGCACAAGCCUAUGACAUAUGGAGCGGAGCCGGCAUGUCUGUCAGGGGGGUCAGGACCUGCGGAGACUACAUGUUCUCGGGACAUACAGUCGCUUUAACGCUGUUGAAUUUCUUCAUCACUGAAUACACAUCGCGAAGCCUGUACCUCCUCCACAUCCUGACGUGGGUCAUGAACAUGUUCGGUAUAUUCUUCAUCUUGGCCGCCCACGAGCAUUAUUCCAUCGACGUGUUCAUCGCGUUCUACAUAACCUCGCGUUUGUUCCUGUAUUACCACACGCUGUCGAACAACCAGGCGCUUAUGCAGAGCGAUUCUUCCAGAACCAGAAUAUGGUUUCCACUGUUAUCGUUCUUCGAGUCCGAAGUGGACGGUAUCGUUCCCAAUGAAUAUGAGGGACCGGUGACCAUAAUGCAGAACUUGAAGCAGUGGUGCGUGCAGAUGGUGGCCGAUGUCAAAGAGUCCUCUGUGGCCAAGAUCGCCGGCUCGAAACUGCAGGAGGGCGCCGCUAUGGGGGAGUACUCCGUCGUCAGGAUCGUCGACGGCAUCAAGAGGAACCUGAGCCUCGUCGAAGAGUUCAAAAACUCCCGGCCGCGACUGGUCACGCUCGACAAGAACAUACAGGCUUGUUUACUGGACGAGUGCUCUGACCACGAAUUACGUCACAGAAACAUUGAACUUCCAAAGGAUUCGCUCCGAAAAGAAUUCGGCGAUCCACCGUCGCCAAUUUUGAAAAAAAGUAUAUGAAAUACGUUUUAUAUGUAAUUAUUAGUUUUAUUUAUUUAUUGUGUCGUCGUUUGUUCUAUGAAUUAGAUACCUGAAUGUUUUACAUUUCCAUUAUAGAUUUUAUAUCAUGUUAUUCCAUAUUUAUUUUAAUAAUGUUUUAAGCUAAACGUAGGUUUCAAUUUUUAAGACUAUUUAUUUGCUCAAAAUGUAAUUUUGAAUAAAAUAGAGU
This is a messenger RNA of Bombyx mandarina (wild silkworm), 1956 nucleotides long. Its product is annotated as sphingomyelin synthase-related protein 1. Gene Ontology annotation, cellular component: plasma membrane; Golgi membrane; endoplasmic reticulum membrane. Gene Ontology annotation, molecular function: sphingomyelin synthase activity; ceramide cholinephosphotransferase activity. NCBI's taxonomy places the organism in Eukaryota, Metazoa, Arthropoda, Insecta, Lepidoptera, Bombycidae. Gene Ontology annotation, biological process: ceramide biosynthetic process. The record is from RefSeq and is a predicted model, not a curated record.